GCGCGAAAAAUCGGAACUAUCAAACAAAGGCGGAGCACGCGACCACUUAGGAUGUGCGUGUCGUCCAAAUGGUGCGCUCUGUACACUUAAAGGUCAGCUUAGCAAGGGUAAUGUUCUAAGACAGUAAGUGUAUCAGCUGUGAUUAUUACAUGGGGUUCGCAAUAUACAGGUUCAUGUGCAGCGCCCAUUAGCGUUCGUGUUGUACAUCUGGUUGCAAUAAAGAGGGGAUCACAUGAGUUGCAUUUCGUACAAAGGUUGUUGUACUCAUAGGGUGUGACGUGACAUUUGCGGUUUUGUUGGAAAAGUUAUUGGCUCAGCUGUCCCCGAAAAUGUUUGAAAAAAUAUUUAAAAGACAAAAAUGAUAACAAAAAUAGUUGAUGUGGUGUUUGUGCUCCCAAACAUGCGAGUUAAUAGGAUAACAUUACAACUAAACUGUUUCAUAAUAGAGGAUUUAACGGGCGCAGCAUGUGCUUUAUAACUGGUAAUUGGAUUAGAAUGGGCUACCCAGUGUUUCUCAGACAAAAAAAACCCUUGUUGCUUGCCCUUCGGGCACAACAAAUGGAACACAGUACAUCACAGAGAAAUUCAGUGUUCAGAAAGAAAGUCAGAAAGUCAAUGCUGUUUACUGCCAUAACUCCUUCGAAGAUGACAAAACUCGACUGAAAAGAUGUCUAGAUUUAUUCUGAAGGGGCAUUAAUCAACCAGCUAUCUUAUUGUCGAUUAAACAUUUUUCCCGUGACUUUUCAUAGCUUUUUUACCAAGCAACGCGUUCCUCGGUUACAAUGGAAAACUUUUGGUGACAUUUUCGAUAUUGACAAUCCUAUUAUAUCCUCAUUUAUCAAUUCGUUAACAACAAGAACCUCGUUAUUGUAAUCAGGAGAUCAGAAGCUUUCAUGACGUUCGUGUUUCGUUUGUGUCUUCGAAGAAAAGCCUGGAUCAUUGUAAAGCCUUAUGAAUGUUACGCACGGAAGACUUCAUUCUUUGCAUCAAUUUUCUGGAUACAUAACCUUAAAGUGUGCUUUUUGAAUAAAUUUUCUUUUUUGUGCCCCAGACUGAAAGGAUUAUACCGCUCUUAAAAUCCAUUUUACCCUGAUUAGAGUACACAUGUGAAAUAAUAAAGUGUUCCUAGGAUACGGAAUUUAGUGAAGCAAGGUCGACUUUUGAGGGUUCUGUGUGACCAAGAGGGCUUGAUUGUUGUUUGCUUGAUUAAUGGUGCAAGCUCAUCCGAGGGACCUGGGCGGACAAAAAAAUCAAACCACAACAAACUUUAUUACAGGCGAAUACAUCGUGAAUGUCGUGACAUUAACAGGUAGUCCAUACUUUGCACUAGUCCUAAUACCAGAGAGCACGAAAUCGCGGGAAACAACAACGAAAUCAAACGGAAGGAAGGUCUAGGCGUUGUUUGUCUAGAUGAGAGUCUUGGACGUGCAAAGGAAAAUGUCAGGGCAAAUUCAAGACUCGGAGUCAAAAACACCAGUUUUGCCGACCUAUGAUGAAGUUGAUGGUUACGGAAUGGAAGCCGCUGCAAUGUAUGACAACAGAGGAGCUGCUACAGCUCUGCAAAUGAAUCAUUCCAGCGUCACGUCCUCGUACCAUCACCCCCCGUCUUCACUAGCGGUAACCUCCACCAUGAGUACCGUCUCUGAUAUACACAAGAGAGAUAAGGAAGUCUUAUAUGGGCAUCCGUUGUUUCCUCUACUCGCUUUGAUCUUCGAAAAAUGCGAACUAGCAACCUGUACUCCCAGAGAGCCUGGAGCAGUGGGAGGUGAUGUGUGCUCGUCCGCUUCGUUCAACGAAGACAUUCAAGCUUUCGCCAAACAGUUCAAAAGCGAUAAAGCCAUCUUUUCUUCAAACCACGAAGUUGAUAGCCUGAUGAUUCAAGCCAUCCAAGUUUUAAGAUUUCACUUACUGGAGCUUGAAAAGGUGCACGAGCUGUGUGAUAAUUUCUGUAAACGCUACAUCACAUGUCUCAAGGGUAAAAUGCCCAUAGACUUGGUCAUGGAUGAAAAGGAAAAUGGCGGUAAAAGCAAAGGAGAUGUGGAUCUCCCAGAUUCCCCAUCCGACGACUUACAGCAAACCGCCCCUUCGUCCUGGCAACCUAGUCUCGCUGCACUGGACGCACAAACCUCGGGACCCCACUCUCAAGAGUCGCAAACGCCAUCGGAUCCUGGCGCGGAGUGCCCCGUUACUCCGGAAGGUCAAUCGCUCAACGCAUCGAUAGGAUCAGAUGAUGGAGGAAGCGAAACGGCGGACGACGACCAAGGAGGGAAGAAAAGCCAGAAGAAACGGGGAAUUUUCCCGAAGGCCGCCACCAACAUCAUGAAAGCGUGGCUCUUCCAACACCUCACGCACCCAUACCCGUCUGAAGAGCAGAAAAGGUCACUCGCCCAAGAAACCGGCUUGACAAUCCUGCAAGUAAAUAACUGGUUUAUCAAUGCGAGAAGACGAAUCGUGCAGCCCAUGAUUGACGCUUCCAACAGAGCUGGCAAAUCCCCUGUUGUGACAGUAUUCAAGUCUAGACGGCGGAAAAGCUCCAUAGGGCAGGGGAUACCGUCCCCCGGACCACCUCGCUACGGACCCGGUCCCGGGCAUCCCCCACCGGGGUACUACCCGGAGCAGCAUCACCCGCAGGCUCACCCCAACUACCACCUCGACGGAGGGGUGCAGCCUCCUCACUUCUCGCCUCGGGCCUACAUGCAGGACCCCGCCAGCAGCGGCGUGGGCACCAUGCAGAUAGCUACCACCAUGGCUCACUCCAUGCAUGGCCAGCUGCAGUCCCCUCAUGCGUACCGCUCAUCCAUGCCACCGCAGCCACAGCCCAUGUACAUCCCGGGGCACCCUCACGCCAUGAUGAUGCCGCCGCCGGGACACCCUCACGCGCAUGCGCACCAUCCGGGACACCCCGGGUCCCAACUCAUCUCGUCCAGCCAGAGUUCGCCGUCAAUUAUCGUGUCUGAGGGAGGCAUGACACAAUCCGUGAUGGACAUGCACUCCAGUUAAAGACGUCUUACGCAGUAUCCAUAAGCCAAUAAUUCAUGGUCUCCACCAACCAGCAGGGGUGCGAUACCGGUGUCUCGAGGGUUUUCCGAAAACUUUCCGAGGACCCCAUGAUCCGUUAAAAACUAAUCGGAAAUUUGACACGAAUUCACGGGUCUUGGAAGGUUUUCCGAAAACUUACCGAGAACCGUCCGUCAAUCUUCGGAAACUAAUCGAAUAUUUCCCAAGAAUUUGCGAGUUCUUGAAGUUUUCCCUACAACUUUACAAAAUCAGUCAAGUUGUACUCAUUGGAAAUUUUAAACUGGAAUUACUGGAGUAUUUUUGUUAGGUCAGUUGGGACAAUGUUUUGAAAGUGCCACGUGCUUGCUCGCGUGUUGCCUUAUUUGGAAUAUGCUAUGGAGCUAUUGCAAUCAAUAAUCGUUCGGCGUUGAUCGGUAAGCGGUUGCAUUCGCCGAUUCCUGCCGACUAUUACCUGAAUGGUAUAGCCUAUUGCAUACUGCAAACCUGAAAAUAUUCGUAUUACCUUAAUUUUCGCUCUUACUUGCAUUACGAAAAUAUAAAACCCGAAAAAAAUUAAAAAAAGUGCAAUACACCAUUUUUUGGUAUGCGAAUCUAAGUGGCGCCCGGAAAUUGUGACAUGAGGCCUUGGCAAAUUUUCCUUCUAUAAUUACCAAAUGGGGCAAAAUCAAAUGGGAAUUUAUAGUUCGGUCCAAUAUACAAUGCUGCUUCCAGAACACGAAAAUAGUGUAAUAAACGCCUUAUAUGUAAUGAUACGUUGCUACCAUAGCAACGCCUUAUAUGUCAUGAUACAAUGCUUCUAUGGCAACGCUUGCAAUUUCUCCAUUGGGCUUGCUUGACUAGACAAUUCUAUGGUAUAUAUUUCCAACAGGUUCUAAUUUGAUGGAAGUGUUUUUCAAUGGCUACCCUAUUUUCUGAGAAUUGAAAAAAGACGUUAAUUCUGAUUUUCCUGUAGCCUUUUAUAUACACAAAGUGCCCAAAUAGAGAAUGUCGUCACAAAAGAUACAUAACUAAAGUUUGAGGAAUUACACCAGUGUUCUUUUAGCUACAGCAAUAAGGUUAUGAUGCGUAACUAAUUUUUUUGUUUUACCCCGGACUGUGGGUGAUCAUUGGUGUUUUCUUAAUGUGAUAAAAAUCAGUCUUUAAUUUGAAAGAUAAAAAUAACACAACGAAUAGUAUAUUUUUAGAUCAACUUAUUAAGAAAGUUAAAAACUUUGUUUUAUUUGUAAAUUUUUCAAGGUAAUCUUGUUUGACUAUUGUCGUCCUUGUGUGUGAUUUAGUACAAUGUAAAAUGCCUUUUAAAAAGGAUUACACAAUUCGGGUGGUGUUUUUUAUGAUCAGCUAAAGAGAAAAAGAGGCGUUCUAAUGAUGUAUUAUAUUCAAGUAAACAGUUUCUAGUAUUUUGUUUAUACAUGUGGCACUAUUUUGUAAAUGCAGAUAGAUAGUCUUUUAAAUUGAAAGCUGGAGAUAUAUAUAUGAUUGAAUGAUUAAUAUUAUGUAUUUGUUAUUGAAAAGCAACAAAGAAAUGUAGAAAUAUUGGCUUA
Messenger RNA from Nematostella vectensis (starlet sea anemone), 4559 nucleotides. RefSeq names its product homeobox protein Meis1. Lineage: Eukaryota; Metazoa; Cnidaria; Anthozoa; Actiniaria; Edwardsiidae. Gene Ontology annotation, biological process: positive regulation of cell population proliferation; embryonic pattern specification; positive regulation of transcription by RNA polymerase II. Bases 1411 to 3000 code for a protein of 529 amino acids. The record is from RefSeq and is a predicted model, not a curated record. Gene Ontology annotation, molecular function: DNA-binding transcription activator activity, RNA polymerase II-specific; RNA polymerase II cis-regulatory region sequence-specific DNA binding. The transcript is spliced from 10 exons.